UUCAUUUCACUAUCAUGACAGGAAGAGCUAUUUACCUGUGAAUUGGGCAAAUACUAUAGAUUAAUUUAGUGAAAAAAAAUCUCUCUUUCAUCAUAGUAUAUUCUUUUGUUUUAUUUCAAGGGUCCUACUCAACUAAGAAUAAUCGUAUCCACUAACAUAUUCGCUAUUUUCCGUAUAUAAUUUGAAGUUUCAAUAAAAGUAGCUCUUCCACUCCAUUCCCUUGAUAUUAGGCUAAAUUUGUUUGCUCCACUAAUAUUUUUCUCACUUCAUUUUUAGCCUCAUAAUCAAACAUAUUAAGAACAAAAUGAGAUCAAUUCACUUUUCAAAAAAACAUUUCUAAUCCCUUCUGACUAUUUAUUAGUUUUAGUAAUUCUUCAACAAAAAGAAAAUGGCAGGUUAUGGGACAACGCAGAAAUGCAAAUGUUGUGAUAAAACUGUACAUUUUGUAGAGAUGAUGUCCGUGAAUGGAGUUCCAUAUCAUAAGUCAUGCUUCAAAUGCAAUCAAUGCAAUGGACGUCUCUCUAUGAGUAGCUACUCUGCUGUGGAUGGAGAACUAUACUGCAAGCCUCACUAUGAACAACUCUUCAAAGAAAGUGGAAACUACAAUUUUAGCAAGUCUCCAGCAAAACCAGCAGAAUCACAGAAUAAGACUACCCCUAGUAAAUUCUCUUCCAUUUUCUCUGGCACUCAAGAAAAAUGUGCAAACUGCAAGAAGACAGUGUAUCCAUUGGAGAAGAUAACAGUGGAGGGUGAUUUCUACCACAAGAAUUGCUUCAAGUGUGCUCAUGGAGGGUGCAUCAUCACACCCUCAUCCUAUGCUGCUUUGGAUGGAACAGUCUACUGCAAAAUCCACUUUGCUCAGCUCUUCAAGGAGAAAGGUAGCUACUCCAAUAUCACUAAGAAGAAGAAUGCUGGAGAUUCCACGCCCAACGACUCUGAGGCUGAGCCAGACAAUGACCCCGAGCCUGCCUCUGCACCCGAGGAUGAGGUUGUGGCUGCCGUUGAGGCUGAACCUGAACCCGAGCCCGAGCCUGAGGCUGAUCAACCGAGUGGAUCACCCCAAGCAGUUGAGAAUUAGGGAGGGAAGACAACAAUUUAUAUCAUUUUCUUGCCUUUUUUGUUAUUGUUUUCUAAUUUAUUUCGAAAUUUCAUCCAAUUUUAUUGCAUGUAUGAUUUUAUAUUUCUCAGGAUUGCAUAGGGUCACAAUUGAUUAAGAAUGUU
Salvia splendens (bonfire salvia) is the source of this 1221-nucleotide messenger RNA. Its product is annotated as LIM domain-containing protein WLIM2b. The transcript is spliced from 5 exons. The record is from RefSeq and is a predicted model, not a curated record. The coding region runs from base 389 to 1078 and encodes 229 amino acids. Lineage: Eukaryota; Viridiplantae; Streptophyta; Magnoliopsida; Lamiales; Lamiaceae.